CAAGUCUAAAAGAAGAUUCACACACUGUAAUUCUCAAGGUAGCCCACAUUCCAAUAGCUAAUUUCUUUUUCAUAGCAGCACGCUUUAUAAACAGACUCUUAUAGCAUUUGGAGGCCCAACAAUGUAUACAACUUUCUUUUUGCUUCACAGUAUAGACAGACUCGAUACACUAAGAUUUAUACCCCUCAUACAUCACUUUCAACACCGUUUUCUAGCAAGCCUGCAAGCAAAAAACAUGAUAAAGCUAGAACUGUAAUCAUAGAAUGAAUUUAAAAGCAGCUCCCAAUCACUAAGUGGCCCACAAUUAACCUCAUGCAGUAAAUACUCAGUAACACUGUACCAGUUUAAAAGCAGCACACACCUCUCUCUCUUUCUGGUACUGCUUUGCCUUAGUUCUAUUCUCUCUCUCUCUCUCUCUCUCUCUCCAUUUUUGUGAAAAAUGAAGAACUUGCCAACAUGGAAAACCAUGGCGGUGACUGUGGUGUUACUUCAAUUGAGCUUUUUCUUGGAGAUUUUCUGUCUCUCUAAUCAUGCAGAUAGAAUUGUUCGGCUUCCCGGGCAACCCAACACACGCUUCCAACAGUUCUCAGGAUAUGUUACAGUGGAUGAUCUCAAACACAAAGCUCUCUUUUACUAUUUUGUUGAAUCAGAAACUCAUCCAGCUUCAAAACCUCUUGUUCUCUGGCUCAAUGGAGGACCUGGCUGUUCUUCUCUUGGAGUGGGUGCAUUCUCUGAAAAUGGACCUUUUAGACCAAAUGGGGAAGUUCUGAUUAAAAACGAGUACAGUUGGAACAGAGAGACAAACAUUUUGUAUUUGGAGACACCAGUUGGAGUGGGGUUCUCUUAUGCUAAAGGUGGCUCUUCCUAUGAGACUGUGAAUGAUGAGACAACAGCCAGGGACAAUCUUGUAUUCUUGCAACGCUGGUUCAACAAGUUCCCUCAAUUCAGGCACAGAGAUUUGUUUCUAGCAGGUGAAAGCUAUGCAGGGCAUUAUGUUCCACAACUUGCAAAGCUCAUGAUUGAAAUAAACGAAAAGGAGAAGUUAUUCAAUCUGAAAGGCAUAGCCUUGGGUAACCCAGUUCUAGAAUAUGCCACUGACUUGAAUUCAAGGGCCGAGUUCUUCUGGUCUCACGGUUUGAUAUCUGAUUCAACGUACAAAUUGUUCACUAAAGGCUGUAACUAUUCCCGGUACGUCAGUGAAUACUACAGAGACUCGAUUUCUCCCCUUUGUUCAAAGGUUUUGAGGCGAGUAGCCAGAGAAACCAGUAAGUUUGUGGACAAAUAUGAUGUCACCCUUGAUGUUUGCAUUUCAUCAGUGCUUUCACAAUCCAAAGCUAUUUGUCCUCAAGGCCAAAAAACAGAUGAUAGCAUAGAUGUAUGUGUAGAUGACAAAGUUACUAAUUACUUGAACCGAAAAGAUGUACAAGAGGCGCUCCAUGCCAAGCUUGUCGGAGUCCGAAAAUGGGAUGUCUGCAGCAACAUUUUGAACUAUGAUAUGCUAAACCUGGAGAAACCUACACUCCCUGUUGUUCGAUCACUCAUAAAAGCUGGAGUUCGGGUCUUAAUUUACAGUGGAGAUCAAGAUUCAGUAAUUCCACUGACUGGAAGCCGCACCUUAGUUCAAAAACUGGCUAGACAACUAGGACUGAAUACAACAGUCCCCUACAGAGUAUGGUUUGAAGGCCAGCAGGUUGGUGGAUGGACUCAAGUUUAUGGCAGUAUCCUCUCAUUUGCUACUGUCAGAGGUGCCUCUCAUGAAGCCCCUUUCUCUCAGCCUGAAAGAUCAUUUGUUUUGUUCAAGUCAUUCUUGGAAGAUAGGCCUCUGCCUGAAAUUUUCUGACAAGACUUAGUUUUUUCUCUAAUCUAGUUGAGAGAUUGUAAGUAGGCCUAAAUUUGUACUAUAUAACUAUUAAAUUUACUGUAAUUUCAAAAGAAAAAGCUGGUAAUAGAAAAUUUAAGGGGAGAGGGGGAAAUAUGAGUCAAAUGUGAAUUUAUUUCUAUGAUGGGGUGCUUGUUUGUUCCUUGGACUGUCAAAUGUAAAAUGGAUCCUUGGCUUAGAGAACUUCUAUAAAACUGUCGUUAGUGCAAAAUGUUUCUUUUUCCUUAAAUACUAUUUCAGUCCUUAUUUUAUACAAUACAUGUGUUCUGAUAGUAUUUUUAGCAAAACUUUUAAAGUUUGGCUUAACAAACUUCUGCUGUUCUGCUUUAUAAUGAACAAUAGUCACUCAUAAAUGUAACAGCAUAUUGAUAAAUCACUCUACUUUUGAAUAAAAUGUUCGAGUAAUUCAUUUUACAAAUGUUUUUGAAUGAUCAUUCUAAUGAAGCAAUUCCUAUUAUACCAUGUAAUCUUAUUUUUUCAACAGUGUGAUUUUCAAGAAUGAAGACAAAAUGGGGUGCCUCCCCCUAUGUGUGAUAAGAAGCUUUCCAACUGUCCAUACUUUAAUAAUGACCUUAACAGUGCCAAAUAGCAUCAGCAUGGUGAUGACCCUAAACUAGGGAUCCAUCUAUAGGC
Molecule: messenger RNA, 2512 nt
Organism: Vigna radiata var. radiata (mung bean)
Lineage: Eukaryota; Viridiplantae; Streptophyta; Magnoliopsida; Fabales; Fabaceae
Product: serine carboxypeptidase-like 45
Exons: 10
Coding region: 440-1840 (466 amino acids)
Biological process (GO): proteolysis
Cellular component (GO): vacuole
Molecular function (GO): serine-type carboxypeptidase activity
Source: RefSeq, a predicted model, not a curated record